UUUUUCAUGGAAGUUAUUUACAAAGAUGUUCAUCACUAUAGCACUUCCCCUGUCGUUGAUAUCAAUAAUUAGUCAAGUUUUUUGUCAGUCUGCUGGCCAGCCGACAAUUGAUAUUGUGGAGUUGGUAACCAGAUCUGGCUAUCAAAUAGAAAAACACGAACUCCUGACAGAAGACGGCUACUUCUUGGACAUUUUCAGACUACCACCGAGAUGUUUGGGUACUAAAAGCUGCAAUGGGAGUGAUAUAAAUGAGCCAGUGUUACUUAUGCAUGGAUUACUUGGCACUAGUGAGAAUUUUGUGAUAAAUGGAAGGGAUUCGAUGGGGUUUUUCCUCAACGAUAGAGGUUACGAUGUCUGGUUGGGUAAUGCCAGAGGUACCUUUCAUUCCAGAAGACAUAGAACCCUGGAUCCCGAUAAAGACAAAGAAUUCUGGGAAUUCACAUGGCAUGAGAUAGGCAUAUAUGAUCUAUCAGCGAUGAUAGAUCACAUCCUAACUACAACUAGAAGGCAAAAGAUGUCAUUUGUUGGCCACUCACAAGGAUCCACGAUUUUUUAUGUGUUGUGUUCCGAAAGACCAGCAUACAACGAAAAACUGAAAAUCCACAUUUCUUUGUCACCAGGAACUUUCUUGAGCCAUGUAGAGAAUAUAGUUAUGAAUAUCUUUCCACCGUAUUUCCAAAACUUGAAGGUUCUUCCUGAGCAAAUUGGUUUUAUCGAAGUGGAGGCCAUCUUCAGAAAUCCCUUAUUUUACACGAUAGUCAAAACAUUUUGCGUUAGCAAUAAUCAAAUUCUACUUGAUAUUUGCCAAUAUGUUUUCGAUAUUCUAGUGGACAAUAACGGCAAUAAUAUUGAUAAAUAUUUCAUACCAUAUUUGACUGAAGUCACGCCAGGAGGAUCUUCCAUAUUUCAAUUUCUGCAUUACCUGCAAAGCAUCGUUACUGGUGGUUUUGGGCAAUACGAUUGGGGAAGGGAUAUCAACUUGAAAAAAUACAAUUCGGAAUAUCCAACAACGUAUAACUUGAGCAAGAUUACAACUCCUGUGGCUUUGUAUUACGGUCCAAAUGAUUGUGUAGUAGUUCCGAAGGAAGAGCUAUCUUCAAGAAAUGGUUAUGCCACUGAAAAACACGAGGUUGAAACAGAUGAUGGCUACCUCUUGGAUAUUUUUCGAAUAAUUCCGAAACGCACUCGAAUCAGUGAAAUUAAGAAACAUCACUUCCCUGUAUUCCUUUUACAUGGUUUAUUCGGAUCUGCUGAAAACUACGCUUUGAUGGGCAAUGAAUCUUUAGCCUUCAUUCUCACCAAUGCAGGUUACGACGUCUGGCUUGGCAAUGUGAGAGGUACUUGGCAUUCUAGAAAACACAGAGUCCUUGAUCCCGACAAGGACGAGGCUUUCUGGAAGUUUACGUGGCAUGAAUUUGGCGUUUACGAUGUUCCCGCUAUGAUUGAUUACAUUCUGAAAGUAACUGGAAAACAACAGCUCAACUAUGUGGCUCAUUCUCAAGGAGCGACCUCAUUCCUUGUGAUGUGUUCGGAACGACCUGGGUACAACGAGAAAAUCAAAGUGCAAAUCAGCUUAGCACCAGCAAGUUUUUUCAACAAUAACGAUGUACCAAGCUUGACUGGGAUUUACGAGAUAAAGGCCAUCUUUCGAUUGCGCUUACUUUACACUUUUGCCAAAACCAUUUGUGUCAACAACAACUUGAAUCUUCGAAGAAUAUGUAAAGGCCUACUGGUUGCAUUAUCGGAUCCUUUUGGGAAUGAUUUGAUGGACGAUAACUGGCUGCCUUUCAUAUCCGAUACUAUGCCUGCCGGAUUGAGCCUAUAUCAAAUAUUUCAUUACUUCCAGAGUUAUGGAACAGGUUCUUUUGCACAGUACGACUGGGGUAGAGAAACCAAUCUUGAGAAAUACCAAUCAGAAACUCCUAAGGUGUACAAUUUGAGUCAAGUCACCGCUCCGAUGGAUGUGGAAAGGCUAAUUUCAUCCCUGCCAAACGUGUUAGAAUUCGAUGCAGUUGCUGACCACAGAUGGGCACAUACGAAUUUUCUUUUCGCUCGCAACAUAAUACCGUUAUCAUAUAAAUGGGUAAUGCAAAGCUUGAAGAGAUAUGGAUAA
Molecule: messenger RNA, 2113 nt
Organism: Phaedon cochleariae (mustard beetle)
Lineage: Eukaryota; Metazoa; Arthropoda; Insecta; Coleoptera; Chrysomelidae
Source: the annotation of a GenBank genome assembly